Messenger RNA from Bombus pascuorum, 2042 nucleotides. Its product is annotated as BTB/POZ domain-containing protein 10. Gene Ontology annotation, cellular component: cytoplasm. Gene Ontology annotation, biological process: positive regulation of phosphorylation. Bases 82 to 1515 code for a protein of 477 amino acids. The record is from RefSeq and is a predicted model, not a curated record. The transcript has 7 exons. NCBI's taxonomy places the organism in Eukaryota, Metazoa, Arthropoda, Insecta, Hymenoptera, Apidae. Gene Ontology annotation, molecular function: protein binding.
AUAAAGUUCGGGCAACGCCUGUCGAGACGAAUUGUCAUCAAUGACCGUGGUGUUUCGUAUUAUCUGUUUCAUCAGUUUGGAAUGCAACUUUCCGUCGAAAGGAGAGGUCAGGUUAACUUUCAAUCUUGUGGUUUAGAGAUUUGUACCUCAACCAGCUGGAUUUUGAAGAAACUUGGAUGGUAUUUGUCUAUAUCUAAUUUCUGGUCCAAGAUGUCAAAUCCUGCUGAGCGUUUAAACUAUGUUCAAGAUAGUAGCAGCGAUACUGAAACAGAUAAAGAAACAGGUGGCAGGGGCAGGCAUCGUAUUUAUAAGAAUAGAAUGAGUUGUGGUGGCUCUUCCAAACCAAAAUCUUGUUUGGUACAAAGAGAUGGAAGCAAUGAAAGGCACUGUCAUACCUUCAAUUCUGGCAGACAAAACACUAAUGUUAAUCAACAAAGCAGACUUUGCUCUGGAGUUAGUGUUGGAAAAAAUCAACAAAGUCAAAAUAGAGACAAUUUACCAUCAUCAGGAUCUAUUAAUAGUAUAAACAAUCCACAAGCUAGUGAUGAACGCAUUACUCUUAUUGUUGAUAAUACUAGAUUUAUUGUUGAUCCUGCACUCUUCACUGCACAUCCAAACACGAUGUUAGGUAGAAUGUUUAGUUCUGGUGUUGAAUAUGCUCAACCAAAUGAACGUGGUGAAUAUGAAGUUGCAGAUGGUAUAUCUGCCAUGGUGUUCAGAGCUAUUCUUGAUUAUUAUAAAGGUGGCGUAAUUCGAUGUCCACCGACAGUUGCUGUUCAAGAAUUACGAGAAGCUUGCGAUUAUCUCCUUGUACCAUUUGACGCUAAUACAGUAAAGUGUCAAAAUUUAAGAGGACUAUUACAUGAAUUGUCUAACGAAGGUGCACGAUGCCAGUUUGAAGUGUUUCUAGAAGAUUUAAUACUGCCGCUAAUGGUAAACAGCGCACGUAGAGGCGAUCGAGAAUGUCACAUCGUUGUUCUAUUGGAAGAUGAUAUCGUUGAUUGGGAUGAAGAAUAUCCACCUCAAAUGGGAGAAGAAUAUUCACAAACUGUUAACAGUACUGCGAUGUAUCGGUUCUUCAAAUAUAUCGAAAACAGAGAUGUAGCUAAGCAAGUAAUGAAGGAACGCGGUUUAAAAAAGAUUCGUUUAGGUAUCGAAGGAUAUCCUACUUAUAAAGAAAAAAUUAAGAAGAGAGCAGGUGGACGUGCUGAAGUGAUUUAUAAUUACGUGCAAAGACCAUUUAUUCAUAUGUCCUGGGAGAAAGAAGAAGCGAAAAGCCGACACGUCGAUUUUCAGUGCGUGAAAUCAAAGUCUGUGACAAAUCUUGCGGAAGCUACUGCCGAUCCAGUACUAGAUGCUGGUGGAAAUCCAAUAGCAAUCGCUCUUUUGCAAGCUGAACCAGCGCCUCAACCAGAAGUCGUACUACCAGUCGGUUCGGAUGCCGACGUUGAGGGUGCCAUAGGUUUACCAGCUGAUCAAGAUCUUGGAUCUAUACCGCCUGACGAGUUACCAUGAAUGUCGAUUGUAGAAGUUAGAACAAACAGACACGAACUUCGAUUACCAAGUAUUUAUGGACUGCUUUCUUCUUGCGUCAAUUUUUAAACCUUAUCAGGCUUGCUUGCCUCACAAUAUUCGCUUAUUUAAAAGGUCAAGCUUCAAAUUAUUAGUUUCCGAAGAAUGAAUUUCGUCGUGUUUUCCAUAUUUUUAUAAGGUAACCAAUACCAGACGACUAAAACUGCUUGAAUAUGAUUACGCUUCAGAUAAAAUAUGUAUUAAGAAAUAUGCAAGAAAUAUGUAUUUCUUGUGGAUUGAGCAAGUCUGAUUUUGACCCAGUCAAAAUGAUGUAUAGUGAAGUUAUCGCAUCUUGUGGAUGUUCAACUAGUUUAAAGUGUCCGCUGUGACUUUUUCAAUUUUGUAUGUAAUGUUAAACGUUUCUCAUAAUUACAUGUCAAAUACGAAAUACAUAAUGAUUCAUUAGGUAUGUAUUUGCGAAGAGUAUUCCCGUUUUAUACAAUUAAUAAAGUUGAAUACUGUUUCCGAGA